AUGUCAAAGAUGAAAAAAAAACUGGAUGUUUCUGUAACUCGAGAAAGAAAGCCACCCAAUCGAAGGAUAAAAUUUUGUCCUCUAUCCCCGUGCAAGAGGGAGAAGAAACCGAUAUUUCAACUCCACAAAUAUUUGCAGACUGGUAUACACAAACUAAAACCAGGAACACCUGCUUAUUUAAAUGCGCUAUCGCACGCUCCACGAGCUUCGUUCAAAAAAGUAGAAUCCCACUUAAAACGCAGGAAAAACGGCAGGCAGGAGAAACAGUACAGCGAAAGUGACGAAGAGGCUAAUUGGCAAGAUGAAGAUAACAACACACACGAGGAGGUGGGGUCUAAACGAUGCAGCCCAGGGAAAAGUGACGAAUUCGAGGAUGAAGAUUAUGAGGAACUAGCCACAAAGGCUGAUGAAAAAUUAAAGAAAGCAGCCUGGAAGAUUAAGCAUCGACAGGAUAGAGCAGCAGAGAGUAAAAGGAGACACAAGCCCAAACGCAGAAGAUCGCAAGAAACCAUUUCAGAGACAAGCAACUGUGGAAGCAGAAAACUGCAAGAAACCAUUUCAGAGGCAAGCAACAGUGCAAGCGAAGUUAACGAGGGCGAUGGUGCAUACCCUGAAGACAAUGAAACAGUCGAGGAUAUUAUUCCGUGCAGCCCAAAUAUAGACAGUGCCAGGGUAACUAAAGAAGAUUAUGAAACACUUGCAAGAGGAGCACUAAACAAGAUGAAGAAAACAUCCAACAAGAGGAAGCAUCGAGGGGAAGACAGAAGAGAAGAUAAUGCGAUGAAAACCAUUACAGACAGUGAUGAAGAAUACGAUAAUCUCACAAGAAGAUUAUGGAAUAAUAGUCAUGAAGAAAAGAAGAGUGAAAGGAGCGACGAGGAAAGAAAGAAUCUAGGUUCAAAAGAGAUCAGCGACGGAGGACUUGACGGUGCUAACGGGGAGAACGUAGUCAGUGGUAAUCAGACAGAAUGUUUUGAAAUUUCCGACAGCGACGAGUCUGGCUCGGAUCCUGACUACGAAUGCGAAGAAGAGAUUAAUUCAAGUGACUCCAGUCAAUCGGACAUAUCCCUCGACUCCUCUUCUCUUCCUGUUGAAUGCGAGGAACUAUUGACCGAAUUUGUCGAGAUUGUCGGGGAAAGUAAUGUUGACGAAGGAUCACUUUUGGAUAAAGAAUUAGAUUGGCUCCAAGAAGUGACGGAGUUUAAAGAAAACAAGUUAUCGCAUGGUCACGUUUUUAAAACACCUGUCGAGUCAACGCAGGAACUGGUACGAUUGGCGGAAGAGUACGAUAAAUACGUACAGGAGGAACUGUGUUGUGUGAUUGGAGGAGAUCAAAGCGAUAAUGAUGAUGCGCUCGACACAGAUUGGAACCCAAGCGAUUGUGACAUUGAGGAAGGAGCAGACGUAGAGACAGAGAACAACGAUGUCAAUGAUGAGCUUACUGGACAACUGCUGACGGAGUUUUAUGAAUGGUUAAUUGACGUGGAUGGAGGGUACAGAUCAGAAAAAAUGGCGCAGCAGUACAAAUCCCAGGUACGGAGUGUCGUUCGCCGUCUAAAACAGGAGGAAACGGCAGCCAAAGAAGCCCAAAACUCAAAACCUUCAGUGUACCUGCUAGUGCGUCCGGAAAAAGAAGGGGUAAAUCUCUUGAAAAAGUGGCUGUCAUAUGCUGUGGAAAAGUAUCAGCCGGGAACUGUGAGAUCUUAUCUCAUGAGUUUGCGUCUGUUCUAUAAAUUCUUAACGCAAGAAAGAAAAUCUGAGAUGUCUGAUGUGAGUGUGGAUACCUUAAAUGCACGCCGGGAUCUCAUGACUUCAUGGUCAGCGGCCCAAAAGAAAAAGGUUUUAAAGAGGAAACUCCAAAAAUACGACGAGGAUUUCAACAAGCUCAUUUCAAGUGAACAGUUUUACAAGGUCUGCCAUGGUGAACAACGCAUAAAUGCCAUUAAAAAGCUGGCCACUUCUUCACAAGAAACGAAUAAAGGCACUGAUAUUCGAAGAAUUGUCAACGACAAGACCCACUGUGAGGUGCGAGACUGGCUUAUAACUCGUCUACUGAUCGAUAAUAGUGGAAGAAGCGGUGUUGCUUCAGGCAUGAAAGUCAGCGAGUUUAAGGCUGCGGUGUUUUACCCGGGCACAGACGAAGACCUUGCUCGUUACAGAAUCCUUGUAAGUGAUCACAAAACCGCCGGUGUCUACGGCGCUGCAGUUGUUUGGGUGUACGAUGACCUCUACAACCUGAUGGACAUGUACCUUAGAACUGUACGAAGCCAAUUCGCUGCGACAGCUGCCACGGAGGUUGAGCAGUUUUUAUUUCAAGUUAUGGGAUGUCACUGA
Messenger RNA from Porites lobata, 2334 nucleotides. The record is from the annotation of a GenBank genome assembly. NCBI's taxonomy places the organism in Eukaryota, Metazoa, Cnidaria, Anthozoa, Scleractinia, Poritidae.